Molecule: messenger RNA, 3801 nt
Organism: Penicillium macrosclerotiorum
Lineage: Eukaryota; Fungi; Ascomycota; Eurotiomycetes; Eurotiales; Aspergillaceae
Product: pentatricopeptide repeat protein
Exons: 1
Coding region: 1-3801 (1266 amino acids)
Molecular function (GO): protein binding
Source: RefSeq, a predicted model, not a curated record
AUGGUCUUUAAGCCGUUUACCCAUCUCGCGCGCCAGAGUUUCACCAAAGCCUUCACCCAUGGCUAUGCUCAGUCGGUAGUCGCGGCGUCGCAGUCCUACGCGUCGUCCACCACUCUCAACCACCUCGCCUCCCAUCCCGCCAAGUUCUCCCGUACCACCCAAUUGCAAAAUGCCUUCUCGAACGCGUCCAGUUCGUCUGGCGCUGGCGCCAAGGCCAGCCAGGGAGGUUCCAGCUCUGGCGACUUCGGCUUAGCUGCCUACUACGCCGCCUGGCAGCAGGCCCAGCAGACCGGCGAUGACAGUGACUGGAGACAGUUUGAGUUCAAGCGCCGCAUUGGCUGGAAGCCCUCAGAGGAGACCGAGAACGCCCAAGACGAGCGAGUCGCCUCCCCCGAUCUUCCACACCCCACCAAGGCCGCCGUGAAUGAGAACGUCAGUGCGCAAGUCGAGGAAGCUGUCGCUCGCGAGAUCCAGAUCCAAGAAGAACAAGCCCAGGCAGAGGAGGCAUCGCAAGCAACCGAGGCUGAGAUCGCUGCAGAGUCGACGAUUGAGGAUGUCUCGCUGUCCGAGGCGGUUUCCGCUGAGACCAAGGCUGCUUCGGAGUGGAUCGUGCAACUGGCCACCGACAAGAAAUACACAGAGAUUCCCGCUGCAUUCGAAUCAUUGCUCCGUGAUGGAUUGACUCCGACCGUCGAGGCCUACAACGCUCUGCUGGUCGCCGCCAUCCAACUCCACCCGGAAGCUGCUCAGGCGAUCCCUAAAGCCCUCGAUGUGUACUCCGAUAUGCUUCGCCGAAGGGUGAUUCCCGACGAAGACACUUAUCAGACCCUGGUCCAACUGCUGGUUGUCCAGGUUCACGACACAAUCACGGCCAAGAAGGCACUGGAGCAGGAGCGCGUUCGCUAUGGUGGCAUGGAGGAGCCUGGCAAGUUCAUGCUUCAAUCUAGCGAGCUCGAGCGUGAGAUCCUUGCUGAGGAUCACUCGUUGUCCAUCGCCGUCACACUCUUCGACACUGCCACCACCCGACACCCACAUCUGGUGUUCCCGCUCGAGCUGUAUACCCAAUUGAUUAUUGCCUGUGCUCGUGAGGGCAAGGUUGAGGACAUGAUCCGGAUCUAUUCUCACAUGGAAAUGCAGAAGGUUGAACCCCAUGCCGCCAUUUUUCCCUUCAUGAUUGAUGCAUUUGCUGGUACUGGUGACCUGAAGAGCGCUGUCGAGUGCUAUAACGAGUACCGCAACCUGGCCGUUUCAGAUGACAAUGGUGUUUUCACGAUUGUUAAGCGUCUCGAUGGCGAAGUCUACGCAGCCGUGAUCCGUGCCUAUCUUUCUUGUGGCAAGGAGGGUGGCGCCAUGCAUUUCCUUGAUCGCAUUCGCUCCUCAUUCAAUGAGGUGACUGAAAACCGCGACAGUCGCUGGACUGCCAUCGAGUGCGUAAUUAUUAAGGAUGCCCUUGUCCAGCAUGCUCUGGAUGCUGGCGAUUACAGCAAGGCUCUUGAGCAGGCAAAGGCCCAAUUGCACGAUGAGGCCCGCGAUCAGGCCAUCUCCCGGAUCUGCAUUGCUGCGGCUGAUUCUGGUGAUCUCACCACCGCUUCUGAAGCAUACGAUCGUCUCUCCACCUCGCCUGCUACCCGCCAGCUCCCCGCCAUUUCGCUGCUCGCGCUCCACGUCCGCCGGGGCAAUGUUUCGGCGGCCCGCUCUUUGUGGAUCAUGCUGAACACCGUGGGUCAGGCAACCCCGGAUAUGGUCCAGCCGACCGCCAUGUACACCGUUGCUAUGCUCAAGAGCGGCCAAGUUGAGGAGGGCCUUCACGAGGCCCGCAACAUGUUCACCCGUAUUCGCAACGCCUCUGCCAAGCAGAUUGCUGUCGCUCCCACUACUGUUCGAGAGCAGAUCACCGAGUCACUUCACCUCUUUGGUCGCGUCCUUACGCAGGCGGCCACUGUUCUCUCUCCCCAAGCAUCGAUGACUCUCUUGUGGUCUAUGGUUGAGAAUGGUGGCCUGGUGUCUCCCUUGGCCGAGCACGCUGUCGCUAACCUCGGACCCAUUGGCAUUUCACAGUUGAACCCAGCCGACCUCACCCUGGCUCUUCAAGUCCAGGCCGGUAUGCUUGCCAGCAACAGCGCCAUGAUCUUUGAUGUCGCCCAUCCCAUUCGGUUUGCGCACAUGCUAGAUGUUGCUCUGUCGGCCGCUCUGCCUCUGGAUGCCUACACGACUCGUCUUGUUGACCAGGCUGUCGGAAAGCUCUUCACGAGCCGCCCUGAUGUGGUCAAGAGAUGGCAGGAUCACCUGGAGGGGUCUACCCAGACCUCAUUUCCGUCUGAUCGCCACAGCCCAGUCUCCAUGGCUGACACCAACAUCACGACACCGUCCAUGGGCUCCGAUGCCUUUGACCCGUAUGCUCAUGCCACUGACUUCCGGGGAUCUGCUAUCAUCGCCGAUGAGCUUGAGAAGACCGCCGGUCGUGCUGAGACUCAUCUGAAUGAGGCUAUGAUUCGCUUGAAGAAUAUGCGCCGCAUUGGCCGCCACCCUCGCUAUAUAACGUACGCUAAGCUCAUUACUGCCGCCGCAAAGGUCGGUCGUAUGGAGUUGGUCAACGAGAUCCACGGCAUGGCCCGCGCCGAUGUUCCUCUGAACCAGGCUCACAACGCCGUCAAGUAUGGUUGGGUUUCGAUUCUGGAUGCUAUGGUCUCUGCUUGCCUUACUCUUGGUGAUCGCCAUUUGGCUGGUCAGUACCACCAGGAGCUGCUUGGUUUGGGCUCAGCCCCCUCAGCCAACACUUUCGGUUUGUACAUCACCACCUUGAAGGAGUCUACCAAGACCUUCGACGAGGCCACCGAAGCCCUGAAGAUCUUCCACCGUGCUGUUGCCGAGGGCGUUGAGCCGUCAUCGUUCCUGUACAAUGCUCUUAUCGGCAAGCUGGGUAAGGCUCGUCGCAUCGACGACUGCCUCGCAUACUUCGCGGAGAUGCGCGCCAACAACGUCCGCCCGACCAGCGUCACCUACGGCACCAUUGUCAACGCUCUCUGCCGUGUCAGUGACGAGCGCUUCGCCGAGGAAAUGUUCGAGGAGAUGGAGUCUAUGCCCAACUACAAGCCCCGUCCCGCCCCGUACAAUUCAAUGAUCCAGUACUUCCUCAACACCAAGCGCGAUCGCAGCAAGGUCUUGGCUUACUACGAGCGCAUGCAGACCCGAAAUAUUAAACCGACCAUGCACACAUACAAGCUCCUCAUCGACGCUCACGCUUCCCUCGAGCCCGUCGACAUGGACGCCGCCGAGAAGGUGCUCGAGUCCAUGCAGGCUGCCGGCCAGCAACCAGACGCCGUGCAUUACGCCUCUCUCGUCCACGCUAAGGGCUGCGUUCAGCACAAUCUCCCCGCUGCCCGCAAAGUGUUCGAUGCGGUCAUUGCCGAUCGCCGCGUGCGCCUCCAGCCCUGCUUGUACCAGGCGCUCUUUGAGGCGAUGGUCGCCAACGACCGCGUUGUAGACACUGAGGAAGUUGUUCACGGCAUGCAGCAGCGUAACAUCGAGAUGACCGCCUACAUCGCCAACACCCUGAUCCACGGCUGGGCCACCGAGGGCAACGUCUCUAAGGCCAAGGCCAUCUAUGACAGCAUUGGCAUCGAGAAGCGCGAACCUAGCACCUACGAGGCCAUGACCCGGGCUUUCCUCGGCGCUGAUGACCACGCUGCCGCCGCUGGCAUUGUUCAGGAGAUGGUGUCGCGCGGAUACCCGUCCGCUGUGGCAAGCAAGAUUAUCGAUCUUGUGGGUGCUACCGGUGCGACCACUGCUCCCUCCGUUUAA